CCUGCCCCAGAAAGGACACCUAAACCAUGUCAACGUGGAAGAAGUCUUUGAGGCGCCAAAUGCAGCAACUCGCCACUAGAACGCCGAGGAAACAUCGCCGGAGCUUCACGGACAUCCACCUCCUCCAUCCGAUCGCUGACGCUGUCCGAGGAAGAAAACACUGCCGCCGGUCACACGAGCGAUCACGCCAUCAACUGCAGCAUCACGUGCACGUCCUCGCCGAGACUGGAGACCAGCAAAUAGACGCCAACAUCCACGCUCGACUCGCCACUUCACCAUCGUCGACCAGGUCCGGCCUCUAUUGCCCGGAUUGCAACGAGUGCGAUUGCGACGACUGUCUGAACACCGACCAAGGUUAUUCUGAAGACGAGUAAGGAAUACCGUAGGUUGCGAGCUUACACCCAACAUGUUCGCCUGUGGCGUGAUGGAGCUCUUCGUUUAUUUAUUUGCUGCUUGAACUAUGUUAUUUUCAGCUAGCCUUGAGCUAUGCGCUUUGUAAUAAU
This is a messenger RNA of Lolium rigidum, 503 nucleotides long. RefSeq lists its product as uncharacterized. Bases 27 to 374 code for a protein of 115 amino acids. The transcript is spliced from 4 exons. Lineage: Eukaryota; Viridiplantae; Streptophyta; Magnoliopsida; Poales; Poaceae. The record is from RefSeq and is a predicted model, not a curated record.